AUGAAAUUGGAAAGUAGAUUACUUCUCCUGUUCUUGUUCUCCUUCAGUGUUUUAUGUCGCUCUGUAGUCGGAAGUGUUGACAAGGAUAGUGAGCAAUCGAUCCUCCUGUCAAUACGAUCAAGCUUGAUCGAUCCGCUGGGACGUAUCAAAGACUGGAAAUUGCAGGACAAUGCAGCGGCCAAUGCCACCGUACAUUGUGGAUGGACUGGUGUGGAAUGCAGCUUGGAUGGAGCUGUCGAAAGGCUUGAUCUUUCCCACAUGAAUCUUACAGGAAGUUUGUUGGAAGAAAUUCAGGGGCUCCACAACCUGGUUUCUCUCAACAUAUGCUGCAACAGUUUCUCCUUGCCACUGCCAAAAUCUUUGGCUAAUUUGUCUGCACUUCAGAGCAUUGAUCUGAGCCAAAACUUGUUUGCUGAUCUGUUCCCUGCCGGUUUUGGAAUGGUGGCUGGAUUGGUAUCGUUGAAUGCUUCUGGAAAUAACUUUUCAGGUUAUCUUCCGGAAGAUCUUGGGAAUGCUACUUUGCUUGAGAGCCUGGAUCUCAGGGGAAACUUCUUUGAAGGCCCCAUUCCAGGGAUUUACAGGAACUUGGGGAGACUGAAGUAUCUUGGUCUGUCAGGAAAUAACCUCACAGGCCGAAUACCGGCAGAGCUUGGGGAAUUGUCGUCCCUGGAGACUAUUGUGCUCGGAUACAAUGAGUUUGAAGGUGGGAUUCCACCUGAGUUUGGAAACCUCACCAAUCUCAAGUAUCUUGACCUGGCAAUCUGCAAUCUUGGAGGAUCCAUUCCAGGUGAACUUGGAAAACUGAAGCAGCUACGAACGGUCUUCUUGUACAAUAAUAAUCUCGAGGGAAGGAUUCCGAUGCAGUUUGGUAACCUAACUUCCCUGGAAUUUCUGGACCUGUCUGAUAACAAGCUGUCGGGCGAAAUUCCAGUUCAGAUAGCUGAUAUCAAGAAUUUGAAGCUACUGAAUCUAAUGUGUAAUCGACUAUCAGGUUCAGUUCCUGCAGCAAUUGGGGGAUUGGCUAAUCUGGAGGUACUAGAGCUUUGGAACAACACAUUGUCUGGACCUUUGCCGGGUGAUCUUGGCAAGAAUUCUCCUCUCCAGUGGCUGGAUAUCUCAUCCAAUUCAUUCUCUGGGUCAAUUCCAACCUCAUUGUGCAGUAGAUCAAACCUGACUAAGCUCAUCAUGUUCAACAAUGCCUUCACUGGUUCAAUACCGAGCACUUUAUCAGCAUGUACUUCGUUAGUUCGGAUCAGGAUGCAAAACAAUCUCCUCUCUGGCACAAUCCCAGUUGGUUUUGGUAGACUCAACAAGCUUCAAAGACUGGAACUUGCAAACAACAGCCUCACUGGCCAAAUCCCAAAGGAUCUUUCUGCUUCAACUUCUCUUUCGUUCAUUGAUUUGUCAAGGAAUCACCUGCAGUCAUUGCUUCCUUCCUCAAUUCUAUCGCUUCCGAAUCUUCAAAGCUUCAUUGCCUCAAGGAAUGACUUGGUGGGAGAAAUCCCAGAUCAGUUUCAGGACUGUCCUUCGCUUUCUGUGCUUGAUCUCUCAUCGAACCACUUUACAGGAGGUAUUCCGAAUAGUAUUGCCUCUUGCGAGAGGUUGGUGACUUUGAAUCUGAAGAACAACCAGUUAGAAGGGCCAAUCCCAAAGCCAAUUGCGAUGAUGCCGGCACUGGCAAUCCUGGAUUUGUCAAACAACACUCUGACAGGUGGGAUCCCUGAAAAUUUUGGAAAUUCUCCAGCCCUGGAAAUGCUCAAUGUAUCUUACAACAGGCUUGAGGGUCCUGUCCCAUCCAAUGGCAUGCUCAGGACUAUCAAUCCUGAUGAUCUCGCAGGCAACGCUGGACUGUGCGGUGGUGUACUCCCACCUUGUUCACACAAUGCAGCGUACAGAGUAAAGCAACAUGGCCUGGAGGCAAAACACAUCAUCACAGGAUGGAUAAUUGGAAUAUCAACUCUACUUACCCUGAUCAUAGCAGCCAUUGUGGCUCGGUAUAUGUACAAGAAAUGGCAGGAUGGACAUUGCUUCAAUGGAAGAUUUGAAACAGGCAAUGGGGAAUGGCCUUGGAGACUGAUGGCAUUCCAGAGACUUGGUUUCAACAGCAGUGACAUCCUGGCUUGUAUCAAGGAAUUCAACGUGAUUGGGAUGGGGGCAACAGGAACCGUGUACAAAGCUGUGAUACAGAGGCUGAACAUGACUGUUGCGGUAAAGAAACUGUGGAGAUCCAAACAUGAUAUUGAAAUGGGAGCAACUAAUGACUACCUGGUCAGAGAGGUUAACCUGUUAGGGAGGUUAAGGCACCGGAACAUCGUCAGGCUACUGGGAUUUCUGCACAAUGACUCAGAUGCCAUGAUCAUAUACGAGUUUAUGCAGAAUGGCAGCCUUGGAGAGGCUUUACAUGGAAAAGGGGGAGGAACUUUGCUCGUCGACUGGGUUUCCAGGUAUAACAUAGCAGUUGGAAUUGCGCAGGGCCUGGCUUACCUCCACCAUGACUGCCAUCCACCUGUCAUCCACAGAGAUGUCAAGUCAAAUAACAUAUUGCUUGAUGCCAAUCUCGAAGCGAGACUUGCUGAUUUCGGAUUGGCAAAAAUGAUGCUAAAAAAGAAUGAAACAGUUUCAGCAGUAGCAGGAUCUUACGGAUACAUAGCUCCUGAGUACGGUUACACACUGAAAGUUGAUGAGAAGAGUGACAUCUACAGCUAUGGAGUAGUCCUGAUGGAGCUCCUGACAGGGAAGAGGCCAUUGGAACCUGAGUUUGGAGAAUCUGUCGACAUAGUGGAAUGGAUACGGAAGAAGAUGAGGGAUGGCAGGUCUUUGGUAGAAGUUCUAGACCUAAGCGUGGGGACAACCACACAUGUCCAAGAAGAGAUGCUCUUAGUUCUAAGAUUUGCUAUUCUCUGCACUGCCAAGCUUCCCAAAGACAGACCAUCGAUGAGGGAUGUUCUAUCUAUGCUCGGAGAAGCAAAGCCACGGAGAAAAAGCAGCAGUACUGAAGGAGGGAACGGUAAUCCUAACAGAGACAGGCCAGUUUUCAGCACCUCACCUGUGAAUGGAUUUCUAUGAGUACAGUAAUAUGGAUUCUUGUUCCUCACCAAGAUAGUAUUUCUAAGUUUUUCAUCUGUACCUAGCUACGCAAUUGAAUUUGUACUAAUUCUUUCAGUUUGUGUACUUUCAGAUAUACCUUGUGUCUAGAAUUUAGAGGAGAGUAUGCACAUAACCUUAUGGCAUCCAACAUGUAAGGAAACUACACUGAUGCUAGGACAAUCGAGCCCUGAAACUUCUUCCUCAAUUUCUCUAUCUAAUGCUUGACAGAUCAAAUUUUUACAAACAGCCUAAAUCCUAAGAUGGCAUUGCCAUGAAGCAUGCAAGAACCACUUCUAUUCAUAUCA
This is a messenger RNA of Andrographis paniculata, 3392 nucleotides long. Its product is annotated as MDIS1-interacting receptor like kinase 1. The record is from RefSeq and is a predicted model, not a curated record. Lineage: Eukaryota; Viridiplantae; Streptophyta; Magnoliopsida; Lamiales; Acanthaceae. Gene Ontology annotation, molecular function: protein kinase activity; protein binding; ATP binding. The transcript has 2 exons. The coding region runs from base 1 to 3066 and encodes 1021 amino acids. Gene Ontology annotation, biological process: protein phosphorylation.